Messenger RNA from Leptosia nina, 672 nucleotides. The record is from the annotation of a GenBank genome assembly. Lineage: Eukaryota; Metazoa; Arthropoda; Insecta; Lepidoptera; Pieridae.
AUGCAGACGUGGUUGGUUGUGGCGUGUGCCGCAGUUUUCGUGGCAUUGGCUGCUGCCCAGAAACCUGGCCGAUUCCUCUCGCUGCCAAACCCCCAGAAAUGCGCCAGCAGACCAAAAGAAUUCAAUUACCGAGGAAAUAAUUACUUCUACAGCGGCCAUGUACCCGCACUCGCUAACAGAAAAGUCGACUGGCUGGAUGCGAGGAACAUCUGCCGGGAAUACUGUAUGGACCUCGUGUCCAUGGAAACCCAAGAAGAGAACAAUCUAAUCUUCAAGCUUAUUCAACAAAAUGAUGUACCUUACAUCUGGACAUCUGGUCGUCUCUGUGACUUCAAAGGUUGCGAGUCACGCAGAGACCUGGAGCCCAAGAAUAUCCUAGGAUGGUUCUGGUCAGCUAACAGGGAGAGAAUUGCACCAACUAACCAGAUCUCUAACGGUUGGGGUUACAACCCAUGGUCGCAGACUGGUCACAAGAAGCUACGUCAACCAGACAAUGCUGAAUACGACAUCAACGGUACCACAGAGUCUUGUCUCAGCGUCUUGAACAACGUUUACGGUGAUGGUAUCGCUUGGCACGAUGUUGCCUGUUACCACGAGAAACCUUUCGUCUGCGAGGACUCUGAAGAACUCUUGAACUACGUUGCCAGCACCAACAGGGGCAUUCGCCUUUAA